Aspergillus uvarum CBS 121591 is the source of this 1745-nucleotide messenger RNA. Its product is annotated as aldehyde dehydrogenase. The transcript is spliced from 2 exons. The record is from RefSeq and is a predicted model, not a curated record. Gene Ontology annotation, molecular function: aldehyde dehydrogenase (NAD+) activity. The coding region runs from base 186 to 1685 and encodes 499 amino acids. Lineage: Eukaryota; Fungi; Ascomycota; Eurotiomycetes; Eurotiales; Aspergillaceae.
CUUUUCCAUACAACGCAGAUAAUAUCUGUGGUCCUUUCUCUUCUCCGGGACCAGUAUCGUACAAUUAGGCGGGCAUCCUUAUCUUCUUUCCCUCCCCCCCUCCCACGGACCUCCUCCUUUCCCUACACACCAUUCUCUCUACACGCAUAAAUCAAGCAAUAGGGCUCAAACUCCCUAUCAGAGCCAUGCCUUCCCUCGGUUUCUCUACUCGCGAAUUGUAUUAUGACGGAAAGACUCAGCCUGCCUCUUCAGGCAAAACCUUCCAAUCUAUCAACCCCUCGAACGCCAGUCCUUUGGCUGAGAUCCAGGUUGCUUCACAUUCCGAUGUAGAUGCAGCCAUCGCUGCCGCCGACCGGGCCUUCCCCUCAUGGUCUCAAACACCACCCAUUGCACGUGCCCGCAUCCUCCAGAAAGCCGCCGCCCUGCUCCGCGAGCGCAACGACGAUAUCGCUCGUGUCGAAACCCUUGACUCAGGCAAGGCUUAUACCGAGACAAGCACUGUCGACGUCGUCACCGGAGCCGACGUACUUGAGUACUAUGCGAAUCUGGUCGGAGGUGGCGGGCUAAAUGGAGAGACCACACAGUUGAGAGAAGAUGCUUGGGUGUAUACCAAAAAGUCUCCGUUGGGUGUCUGCGUGGGAAUUGGAGCUUGGAACUACCCUAUUCAAAUUGCGCUAUGGAAAUCCGCUCCUUGCCUGGCUGCGGGCAACACCAUGAUUUACAAGCCAAGCGAGUUUACGCCGCUGCAUGCACAAACCUUGGCCGAAAUCUACACGGAAGCCGGUCUACCCGCCGGCGUGUUCAAUAUUGUCUACGGCGCCGGCGAUGUUGGGGCAUACCUGACUGCUCAUCCUACGAUUGCGAAAGUUUCCUUCACCGGCCAAGUAUCCACAGGCAUGAAAGUGGCUGGAUCCGCUGCCGGCAACAUGAAAUAUGUCACCAUGGAAUUAGGCGGCAAGAGCCCCCUCAUCAUCUUGCCGGACGCAGAGCUCGAGAAUGCCGUAGACGGGGCCAUGAUGGCAAAUUUCUACAGUACGGGUCAGGUAUGUACCAAUGGCACUCGGGUGUUCGUUCCCGCUAGCAUGAAGACCACGUUUGAAAGGCGCCUUCUGGAGAAGAUGCAGUACAUCCGUCCUGGGCCAUUGUUUGAUGACUCAACCAAUUUCGGUCCCUUGAGCUCAGCUGUACACCUAGAGAAGGUACUUUCUUACAUCCGCCACGGCAUCGAAACAGACAAUGCUACUUUACUUUACGGCGGAUUGGGCAAGCCCAGUGUCCCGAAGGAGUUGGAAUCAGGAUUCUGGGUGCGCCCGACGGUCUUCACUGAUUGCACAGAUGACAUGCGCAUUGUCCAAGAGGAAAUCUUCGGCCCUGUAAUGUCUAUUCUAUCCUACGAGACGGUGGAUGAAGCGGUCAGGCGAGCGAAUACCACUGAGCUCGGCCUAGCCGCGGGGGUUUUUACUAAGGAUUUGAAUAUGGCCCAUCGCAUUAUCGACCAGCUGCAGGCGGGAAUCACCUGGAUCAAUAGCUGGGGUGAGAGCCCUGCUGAGAUGGCCGUUGGUGGUUGGAAGAAGAGUGGGGUCGGAGUUGAGAAUGGACACAAGGGUAUUGAGGCAUGGGUAAAGAAUAAGAGCACCCUCGUUGAUAUGAAUGGAGCGGUAGCCACUGUCUUUGCCAAGUUGUAAUUGUGACAUCAAAAAUUGCAUAGAUUAAUUCCUAGAAUGCACAGUGAAUCACGUACGAGC